AUGCAAGAUGAUCAACUGAAUCUCAUACUAAUAGAUCAAUUGGAAGACCAAAUUAUAGACCAUCCAGAUGCUUCUACUGCUAAACAAUUUCAUGAUUCUUUAGAUGAAACAUUUCAAAAGAAAUUGAAUGCCAAAGCACAACAAAUUCAACAACAACUGCAACAAUCUCCAUAUCAUGAGUCACAUCAUCAUUCCCAUCACCAUCACCAUCACCAUAAUCACAACAACCACUCUAAAGAAUCAGAUGAUGUUGAUGGCUUGCUGCUGGAGCUGUUACUACUGGAUCAAGGAUUAUCCAAAGAUGCAGGUGAAGAUGAAGUUGUGGUUGAUGGUGGAGAUCAGGAUUCUAGAACAACUAAUAACAACAAUAAUAAUCAAGUUAAUUAUAAUUUCUUAAUAACGAAGUCUCAUUUACAAUAUACUUAUCAAGAAUAUGAUUCAUUGGAUCAAGAAAUAAGUAAUUGGUUUAGUUUCAAUGAUUUGAAAACCAUUGGUGGAUUAACUAAUCUUGUCCAAUUAUAUGAAAUAGCUUCAAAAGAUGGUGAAUCAAAUAUAUCCAACUGGGUUGAUAUAAUUAAUGAUUGUAAUUCAAUAUCAGAAGGAACAAUCUCAACUCAAUUGAAAUUGAUUUUAUAUUAUAGUUUUGGUGAAUAUGCUAACAAGACUAAUAAACAAGAACAAUUGCAACAAAUUAAACUGAAUAAUUUGAAAUUGUUGGAACUUAAGUUAUUCAAACCAUUGAUCGAAUUAACUAAAGAAUUCAUAUCCAGAAUAAUAUCACUUGAUACAAGAACAAAUAAUCAAGUCACAAGACAUAAAUUAGUAAAUAAUAAAACAGAAGCCGAUUAUUUCAGAAUGCUUACCUUAUUGUAUUUCCUAGUCAAUGUGUCAUUAGAAUACCCUAAAGAAAGUUCUAAUUUCAGACAUUAUUUGGCUGAAUCAGAUUUCCUAACUAUAAUUUUCACAUUUAUUGAACAUUGGAAAUGGCAUCCUAAUAAUUCAUAUAGAAUUCGUUAUUUAAUUCUAUUAGUUGAUAAACUAUUAUUAUUUGAAUUAGGUGGUGCAAAGCAAUUAAAAGAAUGUGAUGAUUUCUUGGUUAAAUUACAUGAUAUUAAAAAUAAACAAAGUGAUAAUGAUGAUAAUGAAACUGAUGAAAAUGUGAAACCCAAAUUGACAUGUUCUCCUUUAGAUUAUUUUGCAUUUAGAGAAGAUUUAUUGGAUAAAUAUCCAUUAUAUAAUGAUAUACAAUUAAAAGCAUUUGAUUUCCAGGAAUUUUCAAAAGCAUUAAAAGAAGAAGAUGAACAAUUAGAUACCAAUACCAACAACAAUAAUCAAUCAAUUGAAGAUAGAUAUAAGUAUUUCAUGGCAAUUAAUAGUUUUUCAAAUUCACUUUCAAAUCUAAUGGAAAUCCCCAAAACAACUAAAUCUCAUACUAUUUUAAGUCAAUUACCAACAAAUCCUAUACAUAUUGCAACCCCGGUUCCAUCACCUACAUUAGUUGCAUCAGAUUAUAUGUCAGGUGGAGAAAAAAUUAGAAGAUCAUAUCAAGUAAAUCAAGCCAUGCCAUUUAUUUAUCCAACUGCAAAUGGAAAUACUGUAACUGUACCUUAUGCUACUAAAGAAGCAGAUGAAAUUUUAAAGAAAUCAAUAUAUGAAAGUUAUUCUAUUAAACGACUUUGGAAUGAACGACAAAAGUUUAUGAAACAAGAAAGAGGAUAUAUUAAUGAGUAUGAACAAGAAGAACAAGGUAAUCAGUCCAAAGAAGAUGAAUUUGAGUAUGAUUAUGAGAAAUUGAAGGAUAAGCAUCCGGCUAAUCAACGAGAAAUUGAAUCUAUGCAGAGAGUUGAGACAUUAUAUAGUGGGAAUGUAUGUCGACUUCAUACAAUUGCUGAAGUAUUAUUGGAAACGAUUAAAGUAAAUCGAUUGGAUUAUAAUUUAAAUUUUGCUGAAUUGGAAUUAAAUCCAGAAACUUCAUUUUUGAAUUCGAAUAGAUCCAAAAAUAUAAAUAACUUUGAAGAAACUAAACAAAAAAUUGAAUUUGUAAUGAGUCUGCAAUUGGAAGUUAUUAAAAUUAAAGAAAUUACCCUAAAGGCAACCACAAGUAUUUUAGUUCUUUUAUUGAAAUGGUUUAAGAUUAGUCAUAUUUUAAAAUCAUAUUAUUUUUCAUCAAUUUUAUUUGAUCAACAAUUUUUCACUAUUGUUAUUGAUUAUUUAAGUCGAGCAUUUUAUAAUCCAAAUUUACAAAGUCUUAUCCUGAAUGAAAAUCUUGAUUGUAAUGAUGAUGCUAGCAAUGGAAUUAAGAAUGAUUUAACUGAAUAUGAAAUCUUAAUUAAUCAAAAUAAAUUAAUGAAUCCACAAAUCCAUAUCCCCAAUUAUGAUUUUUUUAAUAAUUGCUUACAACAAUUCCCCAAGAAUUAUAAAUUCAAACUUAUAAAUAAACAAUUAACAUUUGAUUUACCAGAAAAACCAGAUAUAAACAACAUAAAUCAUAUUUAUAUCACCGAUUUCAAUCAAGAUUUUGCAUUCAUAUUAUCAAAUCUCCUAACCAUAAUCAAUAAAAUCCUCAUCAAAAACCAAACCCAAAGAAUUUUCACCCUAAAUGACCUCAAAAUAUCCGAAUUAUAUAAAAUGAUAAUCAUAAAUUAUGAUGCUCCCCAAAUUACAAAACCAAUUCUUAAAACACUUAAAAAAUUAAUUCCAUAUCAAGGUCGAAAAUGGAAAUCUUUAAAUAUGGAUCUAAUUUCUCAAAUUUAUUUAAAUUUAAAAUUGGGAAUUAAAGAUAAUUGGUUAAGUGGGAAAGAUUUAGAAAGUGAUUUUAAUAAUUCUUAUGAUCAAGAAAUUGCCUUGAGAGGAUUAUUACAGUUUUAUAAUUUAAGAAAAUAUCCUAAACAAAUGGAAGAUGUUGGAUAUAGGAUAAAUAAGGAUUUGGAUAUUCCAAUUUUGAAUUUGAAUGUGGAUGAAGAUGGUGAAUAUAUAUAG
Molecule: messenger RNA, 2979 nt
Organism: Hemisphaericaspora subhashii
Lineage: Eukaryota; Fungi; Ascomycota; Pichiomycetes; Serinales; Debaryomycetaceae
Exons: 1
Coding region: 1-2979 (992 amino acids)
Biological process (GO): cytoskeleton organization
Cellular component (GO): cytosol
Source: RefSeq, a predicted model, not a curated record